AUGGAAGUUCAUGUAGUUAGUUCUACAGUCAUUCCCCAGAGCCUACCUCCCACCGAAACUACCAAAAUACCCCUCACCGUCUUCGACAUGGUCAUACCAAACAUACAUAUGGCCGUGUUAUACGCCUUCAUGCCGCCAACACCAACAAACACCGCUUUGAAACAUGGCUUAAUGAAAGCUCUAAAGCUCUUUCCUACUCUAGCUGGCCAUCUCUCAGGCAACAAUGAUCGUCGCCGUCCAUCUGUUUCAGUUGGAGGCAAUGGUGGAGGUGUUCUGAUGGUGGAGACGAAUAUAGCAUUGGAAUUACUAGAUAUUUUGCCACUCGAACCAUCACCAAAGCUAUUGCAGUUGCACCCUCAAACCGACAUAGCCCAGCACUUACUCCAAAUCCAGUUCAACCGCUUUUCUUGCGGUGGCCUAGUGAUUGGAAUAACGAACCACCAUCGAGUGGCUGAUGGUAAAUCAAUGAGCUCGUUCUUUGUUACGUGGGCGAAGUUGGUUCGUGGGCUCCACAUAGACAAGUUUCCAGUCUAUGAUCGAACCAUGCUAAUACCUCGGGACCCACCAAGAUGUGAUCAUGACCAUUGGGGGAUUGACUUUCAGCCCUUUCCACUGCCACCAUCUUCUCUUCCUUCUCCCCUUAAAUCUAACAAAGUAUGUAACGUGGUGGUCCACUACAGUGUGGAUUUCAUAUCAAAGAUCAAAGCUCAAAUGCCACGUAAACAUUCUACGUUCGAGAUUUUAGCGGCCCACCUUUGGAAGAAGGUAACAAGGGCUCGUGGGCUUGAUCUUGAUACGCUUACUGAGAUGAGUGUGGCCGUGAAUGGACGGUCAAGAUUGCGGCCAGCUGUACCAUCGGAGUACUUCGGCAACAUGGUCCUCAACACCAUCCCAAGGGCGCAUGUGAAGGAGGUGACUGAAGGGAGCGUCGCGGAUGUGGCGCGAUUAGUGCAUGAUGCGGUGGGACGGAUCGGGGACGGGUAUAUCCGGUCAUUGAUCGAUUUCUGGGAGAUCAACAGUGGGGAUGAGUUGGUGUCCGUUGCAGAUGUUGAGGGGCCCGUUUUGUGUCCUAAUCUGGAAAUUGAUAGCUGGUUAGGGUUUCCUUCCCAUGAAGUGGAUUUUGGGGCUGAAGGUAGCUUAUGUGGUUUUCUUCCUUCAUGGGUCCCAGUAGAAGGUCUGGUGAUCUUGAAACCGAACGUGGUUGGCAAAGGUGGUGUGGAUGCUGUGGUCGCUCUGUUUGAAGACCACGCACGGCUCUUCAAGCAGAUCUCUCAUUCCUUAGAUUAG
Magnolia sinica is the source of this 1287-nucleotide messenger RNA. RefSeq names its product agmatine coumaroyltransferase-2-like. Bases 1 to 1287 code for a protein of 428 amino acids. The transcript has a single exon. Gene Ontology annotation, molecular function: acyltransferase activity, transferring groups other than amino-acyl groups. NCBI's taxonomy places the organism in Eukaryota, Viridiplantae, Streptophyta, Magnoliopsida, Magnoliales, Magnoliaceae. The record is from RefSeq and is a predicted model, not a curated record.